Zea mays is the source of this 1002-nucleotide messenger RNA. RefSeq names its product zinc finger protein ZAT5. The record is from RefSeq and is a predicted model, not a curated record. NCBI's taxonomy places the organism in Eukaryota, Viridiplantae, Streptophyta, Magnoliopsida, Poales, Poaceae. The coding region runs from base 37 to 777 and encodes 246 amino acids. The transcript has a single exon.
GAGGAGGAGGAGACGACGACCACCUCGCCGCCGCCCAUGUCGUCGGUCCCGGACUGCUCCGACGCCAUCGUCCCCAACAGCAAGCGACGGCGCCACCGGUCGCCGCCCGCCGCUUCAUCCUCCUCCUCGCACAGCAGCAGCACCACACAGAAAGAGGAACUGGAAGACGAGGAGGAGGACAUGGCCAAAUGCCUCAUCCUCCUCGCCCAGGGCCCCGCCGCCAUUGAGGCAGCUAGAGUAAUGCCGGCACCCCGUAGCAGGCCAAAGAGCACGGGGAGCCGCAGGUUCUUGGCCGCCGCCGAGGCCAGAGGUGGUGUGUGCGUGUCGUACGAGUGCAAGACGUGCAACAGGUGCUUCCCCUCUUUCCAGGCCCUCGGCGGCCACCGCACCAGCCACAACAAGCAUCCGCGACGGCCAGCAGAGGAGGUGCUGGCGGCAAUGGCCAUCACCACCACGCUUAGCCUAGCGGCGACGAGGCCCGCGCACGAGUGCUCGUCAUGCGGCUCCGUGUUCACGUCCGGCCAAGCGCUCGGCGGGCACAUGAGGCGCCACCGGCCGCUCACCACCACCAGCUCGUCGCCCGCCACGGGGACCGAGGACCAACAAGACAGCAGUAGCAAGCUGCUGCAGGAGAGUAGAAUCAACCUGGAGCUGGACCUCAACCUGCUGCCGUCGACGGAGCAGGAGGUGACAUCACCACCGCCAAAGCCGCCAUGCCAUGCACCAGCUGCUGCUUCACCGAUCGAUCAUAUCCAAGGCUGCUGCCAGUUCCGCUAGUGUUCCCUGCGGUUUUCAUCCGGCCGGGCCGGCCGGCAGGCCUAUGUUUGCACUAUCUUCUUAUUCUUGUUUCGAUUACCAUGCAUGUUGCAACAUGUAUGCAUUGCAUGCAUGGUCUUGAAUCUAUAUUAUUUGUUUAUCUGUGAUUACGGUAGUGUUGUGUUCGAAUGUACGUACGAGCAAAAACUUGCACUGAACAAAAUUGCUUCUUGCAGAAGACCAUCA